This is a messenger RNA of Zasmidium cellare ATCC 36951, 1440 nucleotides long. RefSeq lists its product as uncharacterized. Gene Ontology annotation, molecular function: protein binding. Lineage: Eukaryota; Fungi; Ascomycota; Dothideomycetes; Mycosphaerellales; Mycosphaerellaceae. The record is from RefSeq and is a predicted model, not a curated record. The coding region runs from base 1 to 1440 and encodes 479 amino acids. Gene Ontology annotation, cellular component: Set1C/COMPASS complex. The transcript has a single exon.
AUGAACCUGCCUCUCUCCGACCCGGUCCUGCUCGCCCAAGACAUCCCCGAAACGCUCACUGCCCGCCUGCGAUCAUCCGGCCAGGCAGUCUGCAUCCGCUUCUCUCACCGCGGCGAUCUCCUGGCAUCCGGCACUGCUAAGGGCACGAUUGCCAUCUUUGACCUCGAGACCAACGGCGUCGCGCGCAAACUCAAGGGCCACACAUCUGGGCGCACCGUCCAGUCGCUGUCAUGGGAGAAGAGUGGGCGAUAUCUGCUGAGCAGCAGCAUCGAUUGGAAGGUCAUACUAUGGGACUUGAAAGAUGGGAGCAGAGUACGGACGGUCAAUCUAGGUGCGCCAGUCUACAUCGCCGAACUGCAUCCGUCCAAUUUCAAUAUCUGCGUUGCUGCACUGUACGAGUACAGGCCAGUUCUGGCAGACUUCACAGAUAGCAAAAAGGUCAAGCAGAUGGCUCUGCCCAACCUACCGAAGCGUGCGCCGCACGAGAUCGAGGGGAACGAGAAGGCGGACGCAAAGCACUUUACGACAGUCGCUGCCUUUACGCCGACUGGAUCGCAUAUCAUUACUGGCACGACCAAAGGAUGGCUGAACGUCAUUGACAGCAAAACGAAAGAGACAGUCUACAGCAACCGACUUUGUAGCAAGCCGAUUCUCCUCAUACGUUUAAGCAGCUCUGGCCGCGAUCUGCUGGUGAAUGCUUCAGACACGAUCAUUCGUACGAUCAAGCUGCCAGACCUCUCGGACCCGAACCUCCAACCGGACAGUAUACGCCUCGAAGUCGAGCACAAAUUUCAAGACGUCGUCAAUCGCCUGUCUUGGAACCAUGUUGCAUUCAGCAGCAACGCCGACUAUGUCAUGGCCUCUACGCUCAUGAAUCACGACAUCUACAUUUGGGAGCGCGGACAUGGAUCGCUCGUCAAGAUCUUGGAAGGACCGAAAGAGGAGCUGGGAGCGGUGGAGUGGCAUCCAACAAGAGCUUUCGUUGCAGCAACUGGUGUGGAAAGCGGCAGGAUAUAUCUCUGGUCAAUCAACACGCCACAGCGCUGGUCAGCUCUCGCGCCUGACUUCGUCGAGGUUGAAGAGAACGUCGAAUAUAUCGAGAAGGAAGACGAGUUCGACAUACACGACACGGCAGAGCUGACGAAGAGGCGACUGGAUCAGGAAGACGAGGACGUGGAUGUAUUGACGGUGGACGAAGAGCAACUAGAGCGGGAAGGCAGGAUAGGCAAAUUCGCAGGCGAAGAGUUCCGCAUGCCAGUAUUACUGGACAUGGGCGAGAGUGACAGCGAGGACGAGAUUGUGGCCAUUGGAACCGGCCAAUUCAGGAGAAAGAGCACAGCGCAAGCGGACGAGCUGGAAUUUGUGGACGGCGACGACGUCGCGGAUGGCGACAUUGGGACUAAUGGCCACGUUGGAACGAAGAGACGACGAGGGGAGUGA